Messenger RNA from Menidia menidia (Atlantic silverside), 6237 nucleotides. Lineage: Eukaryota; Metazoa; Chordata; Actinopteri; Atheriniformes; Atherinopsidae. The record is from the annotation of a GenBank genome assembly.
CUCGGCAAAAAUUGCGCGGCGCACGUUGAGUUACCCCAAUGUAGCUUACUCAAACUUUAAGCUUCUCGGAUACACACCAUCAAGGAAUAAACUGAUACAAGACAUCUUCGCCAUUUACCGUCCUUCAAAAUGAGCGACGAUGCAGACUCCCCUCCUGAGAGGGAAAUGAAGGACUUCCAAUUUCGUCAGAUGAAGAAAGUUCAAGUAUUUGACUCUGUUGAAGAUUUGCCAAGUGAAAGAUCAAAUCUCCUUACCGUAUCAAACAAAUAUGGUUUAACAUUUGUGGGGCUUGACAGAACUUUCAAAGUAUACUUGACUCAAGAUAUUCUGGCUGCUGACAAAGCUGAAUGCAGCCCCUACGAAACGGUGAAAGGCACACCCGUGCUGGCUGAGGUGACUGUGGAGCUGAGCCUACACCACUUGGCUCUCAGUUGUGAUGAACUGACUUUGUCAGUAUGUGGUGUGUCUGAGGAGGCGGGUUUGUCCCUCACGUUCUAUGAUGUCCGCACCUUCAUGAACAAGGGAAAACCCCAGAAGUUUCCAUUUGCAUCCCUGCUGCCGUCCGUGCCCCGGGACACUUUAGUGCAGGACCUGAAAUGGAACCCUGCUCAGGCGUCCAUGUUGGCUGUCUGCCUGUCUGACGGCAGCAUGAUGAUUCUGGAAGUUACAGAGGCAGUCACAGUGCCGGCCCAGCUACCUGCUACGAGCGGCAUCACUUGCAUUUGCUGGAGUCCAAAAGGAAAACAGGUGGCAGCAGGAAAAAUGAAUGCCACAGUUAGUCAGUACACACCAGCACUUGAGGAGAAGAGAGUUAUCCAAUGCCCGCAUUUCUACACCUCUGAUGAGCCCGUCAAAGCUCUGGACGUGCUCUGGCUGAGGACCUUUGUGUUUGCGGUGGUAUAUGCUGCUGCUGACGGGUCACUGGAGACCCCCCCUGAGCUGGUGUUGAUUUCCCUCCCUAAAAAAGAUGAGAAAAUGGAGACAAAGUAUCUGAACUUUGGUGACAGUGUCUACGGGAGCUGCACAGAGCGACAGCAUCACUACUUCUUAAGUCACAUCGAGGACUGGGACCUUGUGUUUGCGGCAUCAGCAGCUUCCAUUGAGGUCAGCGUCAUUGCCAGACAAGACGACAAGAUGUGGGAACUUUGGCUCUUAGAAGAUGCCAGCAGGGCUGAGCUUCCAGUGACAGAGACAAAUGAAGACACUCUUCCCCUCGGCUUAGCCAUAGACUACACCAGCCAGCAGGAGAUCCACAUCACUGAUGAGAAAACCCUGCCUCCAGCGCCCACGAUGCUAAUGCUGUCCACAGAGGGAUUACUCUGCCCGUUUGCUCUACUCAACCUAAAUCCUGGGGUUAAGCAGCUCGUGUCACCCGCUGCUACCCUGGCCGUGGAAGGAGAAAGACAGCCCAAAGCAGGUUCUUUUACAACCCAACCAGCCAAAACUGCAGCCCCGGCUCCAUCAGUCCCAGUCCCAGCAGCAUUCCCAAGCAUAGGUUUUACUCCAGCAGCUGCUCCCACUCCGCCAGCCCCGGCCGCUGCUCCCUCCGCAGCCCCUUUUAGCAUCGUUCCUGCUGCUCCCGCGUCGGCAUCCCCCUCGAGCUUCUCUUUUGCAAUCCCAACUACCAGUUCAAGCACCUCAGCACCCUCAGCUUUCUCCCUUGGAGGCUCUACGCCUUUUGGAUCUGCCUCCUCAAGCUUUUCCUUUGCCUCCAAACCUCCAUCUGACGCCCCUUCUGCACCUUCAGCGUUUUCUUUUAGCACUCCUUCCAGCAAACCCCCAGCUGUUGCAGCCCCAGCUCCAGUUCCCACACCUCAGAGCGUUGCCACUGCAUCGCCACCCACAGUCAAACUGAAUCUGACUGAGAGGUUUUCUGCUGUGGAGACUCCAGCUCCGGCUUUCUCCUUUAAUUCCUCCCUGCCAAAGUAUCCUGGUUCCAGUUCUAGUGGUUUGACUGCCCCCUCCCUCUCAACCAAUAAGCCAGCAGCUACUUUAGUCCCAGCGCGCCCGGUCCAGACCAGCACACCUGCCGCGGUGGUACCGAAGCCGACUCCUGCUGGCCAAGCCCGCUUACAAACUCCACAGCAGGCGGCAGUUAGCAUGAAGGUGCUGGAGAAACAGCUACAGCAAAAGAAAGAGUCUGAUCCCAUUAUGGCCGGCAUUUUGGAAGAGAUCGCACACUUCCAGAAGGAGCUGGAUGACCUGAAGUCGAGGAAUGCAAAAGCUGACUUUAAAAUUGGCAGUAAUGAAGAGAUGCGGGAGUUGAGAAAAGAGUCAGAGGACCUACAUCUCUUCACCCUGGAGAUUAAAGAAACCACAGAGUCGCUUCAUGGUGACAUUGGCACACUGAAGACUUCCUUAUUGGAGGGCUUUGCUGGAACAGAAGAAGCCAAGAUCCAGGGUGAGCUGAGCAAAGACAAAAACUACAGACAGUUGUUGUACAAGAGACCUUUGGAUCCACGCAGCGAGGAACAGCUCAAGGAGAUUCGCAGGCUUUACCAGUAUGUCACAUUUGCUGUGGAGGAUGUUAAUGAUGUCUUGGAUGUGGAAUGGGAGAAACAUCUGGAGGACAAGAAAAAGAAGCAGAAACACAUGGUAGUUCCCGGACGGGAGGGCCUGUUCAAUACGCUUUCCAACAACCUGUACAUCAUUAACCAGCAGAAGAACAGGUUGGAUCAGCUGGUUCAGGAGCUCUCAUCACUGCGACUCUACAGCAAAACAACCCCUCCAACUAUAAAACCAACUCCUGCUACAGCAACCACAGCUAGUUUAGAAAGUGAGCUGGAGAGUGUAAAAGAUGCGCUCAUGAAAGCCAGGCUGGAUACCACCCCUCCACAGACAAAGGCCAAAUCUCCAGCAGUCAAAAUCUCGCCAGCUAAACAGUCUCAGCUGCGCAACUUCCUCUCUAAGGGACAGAUGCCCCCUGUGCGCUCUACUGCACCAGCCAACCUGUCUCGUUCAGCCUUCCUUUCGCCUAAAUACUAUGAGGACCUUGAUGAUGUGAGCUCAACAUCUUCCCAGUCCCUGGAACUUAACCCGCCUCCCUUGGAACUGGAAGAAGAGGAACUGCAGCCCUUACGGCCCCCACCAAUGAUGGGAGUGGCUCCAGCGUUGCCCACUCCCCGACACCCCACAGUAGUGAGAACACCCUCUAUCCAGCCGGGCUUUGGAGCCAUCCAGUCCACCCCACUUCCAAAGAUUCACUCAGUGCCCGGUCUGGGCUUUGGACUCAGCCCAAUCGCCAGCCCUGUUCCAACCAAUAAGAUCAACCUCAGCAGUGCUGAUAGCACUGCUCUUGCCACAAAGACAGUUAAGCAUGGAGCCCCUCCGUCCGAGAGAACCAUACCUGUCACCGUCUCUGCCCAGCAAGCUGCAGCCACUGCUGCUCUGCGCAGACAGAUGGCCAAUCAGAAGCCAGGUGUGGUCAGUACCUCCUUAACAGAGUCCACCUUGAAAACUGUCACCCAGGUGGUCAAUGUUCAGGAUAUCAGGGACAAAGGGCCAGGUUCCUCUAUCAUCAGCUCCUCAGUGCCAGAUCCUGCAGGCCAGGCUUUUGCAGCAGUUUCAAGCAACCAAGUUAAACGAACUACUACCCCAAAGAUGACCACUGAAAGUACGUCCAUCCCACAGACAGGUUUUGUGUUUGGGCAGACAGCCAAACCUGAUGUGUCUGUGGUUCCUGCUAGCUCAGUGGAGCAAAACCCCAGCAAGGCCUUCUCCUUCAGUUCAGGAGCGGUGGGGUUCAGUUUUUCCUCAGUCACAGCGGGAGCUGGAAUGUCCCAAGUUAAGGAUAAAUUCUCCUUUGGCGGAAAUGGCAAAGCAUUGUUUGGUCAGGCUGGAGAGGAGCCAUUCUCCCUGACCCCCAAGUCUACCUCCCCUGCUCUUGGCAGUGGGUCUCCCUCUUUGGUUCCUAAUGCGUCAGGCGAAGCAGCCAAGCCCACCUCCUCUACAAACGCUUUCAGGACAGAGCCACAGCCUCCAAAGACGGCAGGAGGAGAAACACUGGGCAGUUUCUCUGGACUGCGUGUGGGCCAAGGAGAAGAAGCUAAGGAUUCAUCCACCAAGCCUGCACCUGCGUUUACCUUUGGGGACGGAGGAGUCGGCAUGGCCAAAGGACCACCGCAGUUUAGCUUCGGGGCGGGCCUUCAAAAGCCCGCUGAAGAUUCCGCGGCAGCAGAUUUGUCGACGGGGCCAGCAUCCGGCAGUUUGUUCAAGCCUCCAGAACCGAGCACCAAACCAGCUUUCUCUGUCCCCCCAUCCGGCUCAGCCGCCGCAGCUCUGCCCGCAUCUUUCAGUAGUCUUCUGUCGGCCGCUUCCGAGGCAGCAGAGGAACAAAAGGCUCCCCUACAACCUUCAGAACCCACAACGACAGCAGACAAAGAGCCACCCGUCACUGAAUCUGCCGCACAGAGCAGCGGUCAGCCCGUAGCCGCCGCCCCUGCAGUGGACGCAGCCGUCGCGGAGGCUGCAGCCACCGCAGCACCCCCGGCAGCACCAACACCUGCAGCACCAACACCUGCACCUCCUUUGGCCACAACUCCCCCCACCCCGACCCCUGACCCUCCUACCAGCGCCUGUGCACAGGCCGAAGCGGCUCCCCCAGGACAGGCCAGCGCUCCCCCCGCAGUGGAGGGCCCCUCAGAGCCGUCCACCCCCGCUGCCCCAGUGUCCUCCUCAGCUUCUGCCACUGCCGCGCCCGUGUCCCAGGCCCCCCCGGCAGUAUUCCAGGUGCCCCCUUCUGAAAAUCCGGGCUCCAUUUUUACUGCUCCCGCAGUAACGGACAGCAGCUCAGUUGGAGCCUCCCCGGCUAUCAACACUGCUGCCCCCGCCGCCACCACCACCACUGACGCAGUUUCCAGUAGUGCACCAAUUACUGCCGCCAGCGCAGUGUUCGGGCAACCUGCUGCCCCCCCAGCCUCCUCUGUCCCCCCAGCAUCCUCUGCCCCCCCUGCUUCCUCUGCCCCACUUGGCUCCUCUGCUGCCCCUGCUUCCUCUCCCCCACUUGACUCCUCGGCCGCCCCCGCUUCCCCUGCCCCCCCGGCCUCCUCUGCCCCAGCGUCCACAGGAUUUGGCUCAUCAGGGUUUGGAACAUCCGCUGGAACCGGUUUUGGAAAAUCUGUUUUUGGUCAGAUGAGUGGCUUCGGCCAGCCUGCCAGCAACAGUGGAACAUCUGGUGGCUUUUUGUUUGCCCAAUCCACAUUUGGGGCAAAUUCGAGUAGUGCAACAACUGGAGGGGGAGGUCUUUUUGGUUCUUCUACUGCGAGCAGCGCAAAUUCCUUCUCUUUUGGCACUAGCAGUGCCAACACAGCCAGCAGCACAGGCUCGGGGCUGUUUGGACAAAAUACUACCCCAGCGUUUGGGCAGAGCUCUGGAUUUGGACAAGCACCCGUGUUUGGAAGUAACACAACCACAUCCUCGUCUUCAGGAUUUAGCUUUGGACAGCCAUCAGGUUUUGGCUGCUCUGCUGCCACGCCUGUCUUUGGCCAACAGUCUGCCUCCGGGAGCGUGUUUGGACAGCAGCAGCAGCCGUCAAGUGGUGGGGGUCUGUUUGGUUCAAGUUCAGCCAGCACAGCAGGCCCGUCCUCUGGAGGAUUCUUCAGUGGCCUGGGAGGCAAACCAAGCGAAGAUGCAGCCAACAAGAACCCAUUUGGCGCAGCUGUUGCUACUGGAGGGUUUGGGCAGGCCUCUCAGACCGGACCCGGCAACCUCUUUGGGAAUAGUGGGGCCAAGGCCUUCAGCUUUGGUCCGUCUUCCUUUGGGGAGCAAAAAACCAGUGGGACCUUCAGCACCGGAGGCGGGAGCGUAGCCUCCCAAGGCUUUGGCUCCUUCUCUUCACCAGCAAAAACUGGUGGUUUUGGCAGUGCCCCUGUUUUUGGAAGUCCCCCUUCUUUUGGUGGUUCCCCAGCUUUUGGCACUGCCGCCUCAUUUGGUUCCAACCCUUCUUUCAGCAACCCCAUGACUUCUUCAACUAGCAAGGUGUUUGGAGAGGGAACAGCCGCUUCCAACAUGGGUGGAUUUGGGUUUGCCUCACCCUCCAGCGCCCCCUCUUUUGGGGCCCUCGCCACUCAGAGCGCUCCGUCAUUCGGGAGUCUGUCCCAGCAGGGCACUGGAUUUGGAACCCAGCCCAGCAGCUUCUCAGGCUUUGGUCAACAGCCACAAACGGGAGGGUUCUCCGGAAACACCUUUGGGUCUGCAAACCAAUCCAGUACUCAAUCAUUUGCUGGCUGGAGAAGCUAG